AUGACGCAACCCAAUGACGACAAUGACGAUGACGAUUAUAUCUUUCCUGAUGUUCCCAAACCCCCCAACGAAGGAUACAAUCAUUCCCUCACGGUCACCAAAAGUCCGACUUCUCCAGUGUCCUCGGGUUGGACGGUUCUUGAGGACCCCGACGGCUCAUUCGAUGCUAUAUCAGAACCCAAAGAUGAUGAAGAAUCUUCCGCCCAGUCUCUAUGCGCUUCGAACAACACCACACCCGAGCCGAAGGGAAAGUUGCCGUUGCCCACACCUUCCACCAAGGUCACCAUACCAGGACCAGCCACAACAUCGCAACCUACCUACAACAACAAACCCAAACAAUCUCCCCUUGUUUUUGCUCCAUCCCAGCUUCCGCCGAUCUCCAGGCUGAGGCCCCUAGAGCAAUUCUCAGAGCAGGACUUUAACGGUGGCACAACGGAGUCUCUGGGAGCCGGCCCCUCGCAAGGAAACCUGAAGAAGGAUGGCUUGAAUCCGACUGGUAGUCUUCGUGGAGAGGUUCUUCGCUCCGAACGCCUUUCCCAGCAGGACAAAGCUCAUGAGCAGUACUAUCGACAGCUGCUACGAUCCCGGGCAGUCCAGUCCAAUUACCGUGCCCGCGACCUCGAAGACCGUGCCGGCAAGGCCCCGGAUGCCGAUUGGCGCUGGUGCGGCUUCCCCGAGUGCCAGAAUGACGCCUGCCGGUAUGGCAAUCAAAAGCAGGACACCCAGGCUAUCGUGGCUGCUCGAGAUCUAGGCAGAGACUGCGACAUUCUGAAAGAUUUUCUCGAUACCUUUCGGUCUCAGACCUGGAGUUACUACACUGAGGUCCAUUGUCGGGUGUCUUUUGCCACUUCCCCUCCAGUCAUGCGUGCCGUUGCCCACUACCUAACUCACUUGGCUAAUCAGCAGGACGAUACGAUGGAGAUGUUGUUCGCUGUGCACUAUAGUCAAGCAACGGCACGGUUCGUUGUAAUGAGCAAUGGGUUCACUGGAAUGGACGAGCGACAAUUAGAGAGAAUCCACAUCAAGGAGAUGGACUCUGAUGUCGACGAUCAAGAUUCCAUUCCCACACCGAGAGUUAUCCUUCAGUUCAUUAUGCGACUCGAGGCGUGGAGGCAGAGGCAGAUCAAGGAAGGAUACCCCUGGGACUGGCCUUUAUCGGACGCUCUCAAGAUGUACAAGAUCAUACUUGAGACCUAUCGACAAACAGACGGCCGGGGCUAUUCGCUUCUAAAGGAUGUGGACAAGAAAGCCCAGGAUAAAGCUUGGUUGCUCUGGUGGGAUCGCCACCGCCCCUGGACCAGCUCAUGGAAGGGGAUUUUGGAGGGAAUUCUGUUUUUGAUGCUUGGAGUUAUGAGGGUGUGGGACAGUACAAGCCGCAUUGGUGGCCCAAUAGGCCAAGAGCACCUGGAGUGGACGCAUCUCUACAGCAUUGAAUCAGUUUGGGAUAUUAGACAUUGCUUAGUAUGA
Colletotrichum orchidophilum is the source of this 1467-nucleotide messenger RNA. RefSeq lists its product as uncharacterized. The record is from RefSeq and is a predicted model, not a curated record. NCBI's taxonomy places the organism in Eukaryota, Fungi, Ascomycota, Sordariomycetes, Glomerellales, Glomerellaceae. The coding region runs from base 1 to 1467 and encodes 488 amino acids. The transcript has 2 exons.